AUGGCAGUCCAAAUGUCAUCAGACGAAGAACGUCUCCUGGCGAGAAAACCUCUACCGACUCCACAACCGGCAUAUCUACCCACGGCUGGCUCACCCUUGACGGUAGAUCAAGAAUUGUACACUUCUAUUCAAAAAGGGCAGAGGGAAUUGGUCGAGUCAUUCACGUUGCCCAUUCGAUCGGGACGUGCGUGGAAAGCACCAGCCAAAAGUAUAGUCAGAAUCAGUACUCCCGAAGGACCACAAGUUGGUGAUUUAAACAUCUGGAACGCGGCAAACCCUCGCGAAAGAUUCUGGGCAUCUCGAACGAAACAAUUGCAUUCUUCUCACGUCACGACGUACGAUCGAUUGUGGUCAUGUCUGCCAUAUAUGCGUCCUCUGUCUACAAUCAUCGCCGACUCGUUGUCCUGGUACGGCAGGGAUGAGACCGGUGGUCGAGUCCACGACUUACUGGGGACACGUUGCGACCCUUACAUCAACACCCUGCUAUCUGGACCGGAUGCCUCGUACGACUUCCACUGCCAUUCCAACCUGACGAGGGCCGUGAUACCUUUCGGUCUCAAUGAGUCAGAUGUCCACGACGUCAUCAAUCUGUUCCAGGUGACCGGGUUGGACGACAAGGGACGGUAUUUUAUGAACCCCUGUCCAGCUCAGCCAGGCGACUAUAUAGAGUUCUUCGCCGAGCAGGAUCUGUUGAUGGCCUUGUCCACGUGUCCCGGCGGGGAUUUGUCCCUGUGGGGUUUUGGUAGCGACAGCGAGAAAGACAUGAUCAAGUGCUGUCGACCUCUCAAAGUCGAAGUUUUCAAAUUGGUCGACGAGAACGCUAUCUUGGCUGGAAAAUGGGCUCCUGCGCAACGUCCCGACUAUCGUGGGGUCCACGGCAUGAUUGUGCCUGCAGGAGAGAGUAAAUGA
Messenger RNA from Exophiala oligosperma, 909 nucleotides. RefSeq lists its product as uncharacterized. NCBI's taxonomy places the organism in Eukaryota, Fungi, Ascomycota, Eurotiomycetes, Chaetothyriales, Herpotrichiellaceae. The coding region runs from base 1 to 909 and encodes 302 amino acids. The transcript is spliced from 2 exons. The record is from RefSeq and is a predicted model, not a curated record.